This is a messenger RNA of Hyposmocoma kahamanoa, 709 nucleotides long. RefSeq lists its product as uncharacterized. The record is from RefSeq and is a predicted model, not a curated record. Bases 16 to 558 code for a protein of 180 amino acids. The transcript is spliced from 4 exons. Lineage: Eukaryota; Metazoa; Arthropoda; Insecta; Lepidoptera; Cosmopterigidae.
GCGUUGCAAACCGAUAUGUGUAUAAAAGCUGUGGUAGUGUGCGCUGAAGCCAGUUCUUUCCUUGACUUUGUGGAGGCUGGACGUGGGAAAAUGCAGGCUGUCACACUAAUUCUCUUGGCCGUCAUGGUGUCCGUGGCCCUGGCAGGAGGUCAGUACUACGUGCCGCGCGCGUACUACACGAUCGACGCAGAGGGCCACGCGUCACUGCCGGUGCCGCUGCGCAGGUUGCGCCGCAGUCCUUCAUACAACCCGUAUCCUCCUAAUUAUCCUGGAGCGAGUGCUAACGCCAACGCCAAUGCCAAUGCCGAGGCUUAUGGCGGGGGCGGCGCCAGCGCGAUCGCGAACGCGAAUGCCCACGCACGCGCAGAGAGUAGUAACGGCGGCUGGGGGUUACCCAUCGGGGCUGGGUACGGCGCUUCUGCUCCGAUAAGCCCUGGGAUAACACGUAGCAUGAGUGGGCCCGUCCUCGAUGCAAGAUCUAUUUCGGCUGGAUCUUCAGUGCGUCUCGACCCUUCGGGACAAGGAUACUACGAUACUUACGCUUCAGCGGGACAUUAGACGUACAUCAUAAAAAAUAACAACUAUAAUUAUGCACACUAGUUUAUCUUGAGAUAAGUGCCAAGAAUACACAAUCGACAAAAUUGAAUUGGCAUUUUUGCUACUUUGAAUAACUUUCUACACAUAUAAUUUAAAAAUUAUCAUUACAAAA